AAUUUUUAAUACAUGAAAUUAUAUCACACAGUUUUCCAUCUGCUUUUCAAACGUUUUCCACGGACGGCUUUCCGUAGCUAUACCCUCAUCCUCAUUUUAAAGCCGUACUUUUCCUGCUGUGGAUGAAAACUCAGGUAUUUGUUACUAACCUGCUACUGUUGGAUAUUUGGGUGAUCUAGAACGGAGAUAAAUAUUUUUAAAGUGUUUUUGGGAUGUGAAAUCUAAUGCUCAGGCAUCAGACACCAGUGUACAAUCAAGAGCCCAUCUCAGAAGGAACACAAGGUCCCCACGUCCCGGAAUUAGCCCAAAAAAAACCAAAAUAAUAAAAGGACCUUCAUUCCUAGCUGAACUUUUCACGGUUACCUUGUAUUCUACAGAAUAUUCAAGGAGAGGUGGAGCUGCCAGGAGCAAGGCACAGGCUCUCACCCAGCCCCCCGGACAGAGCUGGAACCUGAGCCCAGGGCACGCUCCCAGCCUGCAGAUGGAGAUGCCGCCUCAUUAUUCUCUCUAAAUCUAAACUUUAUGAUCAGCCCCUCUCCUACCUGAGGGGGUCCUAGACAACCCAUCUCCCCACUCCUCUAGAGCUGUUGGGGUGUGAGGUCUCAGGCAAGGCCCAACGAACAUUCUGGGGCGGGGGAGGAAAGGGAGAGUGGGCUCUGGUCACUGAAGUGUUGCCCACACACGUGGCUUCCAAGAUGGCCAUGACCUGGUUCCCUCCACGCCACCCCCAGGCCACAGAGCUCUUUGCCAAGGCUGCCUGUGGCCACCACAUUCCUGAGCCCUGCCGCCCUGGGGUCCACAAACUUCUCUUCUAAGGAAAAGAUUCCAUGGGGGUGGAGGGAUUCUUCAACUUUCCUGCUUCCUCCUGCCCAAAUCCUCAGGCCCAGGCUUUACGGGAGCCUUCGGGCAGGCAGGAAGGGGUCUUGCAGGUGACUUCAGUUUCCACCACGGACCCCUGCAGACCAGAAGGACACAGUUGCCUCUACUUGAAUAGAGAAGGGAAGGAAAUUCAGAGAGAAAACAAAGAAUAUCCAAGCCCUGCUACGGUCUCUCCUCGACAAGCUGAGGUCCUCAAAAUGAAACUUUUUUUCCUAUCCAGGUCCCCACCCUGUCCCCACACACCCAGCAAAAAAUAGAGUGGGCUCCACACUUCUCCCCCAGUGUGGAUUUCCUGGAGUCACACAGGUGAUGCAGCUGCUCCUGCCUCUCUGGGUUUCAUGUCCGCGGGGCCCCUGGGGGUGGGAGCUGAGUCUGUGCUGUGAACACCCCACUGUCCCCCCAAGUGGGUACCCUCCUGAGAGGCCCUCUCCUCAGCACAGGCUCCACACAGUGCAGAACUCCUGGGGCACUGCAGAUCAGAGAAUGGAGUGGGACUUCCUGGCAAGGCCUCCUUUUUCUCUCCUCCCCAGCCUCGUCCCCUUCCUCACGGGCCUGCAGCCCCAAGGAUCAUCUUCCAGCCACUGGCCCCACUGCACCCACUGCAGCCUAGAUGGCCCCUUCUCCAGCUUCGGGUCACCCUGGAGUGCCUCUCCACAGAGGGUCUGUCCUUGGCCAGGCUGAAAGGUGACCCUCGGGUCCUGUCCAUCACCGCUUUGGAUGUCUGUCAGCAUUUAUCAACAAUCCCUCCUUACCUUGUCUGCAUUCCUCAAGUAGUUUACCUGCUAACUAGUUAACUGUCUUGCCAGUUAACCUCGUGAGGACUAGGGGUGGCCUGCCUGGUCCCACUGUGUUCCCAGCUUCCAGAGUGGCACUGCACAUAGUAGGCACUCAGUAAAUCAGUGAAAGGUGAGUGACUGGGUUGGAGGAAACCCCUCCCAAUUCAUGUCCAGUCUGAAGAUAAGAAAAACCUUCCUCCUCUAAAAACCUUGAGGUGCCUAAGGCUAUAGAAACCAAAGGCAAGGAAGUUUCUUCCGUCUGCCCUUUAUCCUGCAAAACAGCCUCCACUCCAGUGCCCGGGGAAGAAAGGGCACUAGAGAUGACUGAAUGGGAGCCAGGCAGGUGGGAGGGAGAAGGGAGAGGGAAAUUCAGGAGGAGAGAGUCCAGCGUGGCUCGCUCCAAGGCUGGCCCACCACGCCCCGACUGCAGGUGUGAUUGCCAGGGCCCCUGCGGCUCUGCUGGGUCCGGGUGAGAGCAGGCAGAGAGGUGCUGGCGUCAGCUCAAUUCACAGGCCCUGGACUCCUGUCUAAACAGGACAGGCCCAGGCAACCACAGGGCAGGGGCGUCUGCCAAUGAUGGGAGAGGACUCUGCUGCUUUUUAAGCUUCAGCGACUCAAGCCAGGGUGAGACAGCCUGCCGGCCACUCAGAUCUUCACUUGCCACCCUGGAGCUGGGACAGCAGCAGGGCUGCAGCAGAGGGAGGGAGACCACGCGGUGGCUGCCUCUGCCACUCCAGGCAUGGCCGACCAGCUGACUGAGGAGCAGAUCACAGAAUUCAAGGAGGCCUUCUCCCUAUUCGACAAGGAUGGGGACGGCUGCAUCACCACCCACGAGCUGGGCACGGUCAUGCGGUCCCUGGGCCAGAACCCCACAGAGGCUGAGCUGCAGGACAUGAUGAGAGAGAUUGACCAGGACGGCAACGGCACCGUGGACUUCCCCGAGUUCCUGGGCAUGAUGGCCAGGAAGAUGAGGGACAAGGACAGCGAGGAGGAGAUCCGCGAGGCCUUCCGCGUGUUUGACAAGGAUGGCAACGGCUUUGUCAGCACCUCCGAGCUGCGGCACAUCAUGACCCGGCUGGGGGAGAAGCUGAGUGACGAGGAGGUGGAGGAGAUGAUCCGGGCCGCAGACACGGACGGAGAUGGGCAGGUGAACUACGAGGAGUUUGUCCGCAUGCUGGUGUCCAAGUGAGGCCGGCCAGCAGGGCAAGAACCCCAGGCCUCCAGCCCCCUCCUCCACCCCCACCUCCCCCGGGCACCGUGGCUUCCUCCAGGGUGUGGUUGAUUCGGCCCACCUCUCUGCCUCCCUCUUCCUGAGUCUCUGCUCUGCUCUUCUGCCGACCUUCCCGCCUGCCCAUCUGAGUGACAUGGAACGCUCCCACACCAAGCAGACUGUGAGACCCUCCCCACUCAGGAGAAGCAGAGCUGACCUUAGGAACAAGCACCCGAGCAGGUUGUGCUGGCUCUGUGGCCACCAGGACAGACCCCCUAGAGUACCCAGGCAAGAUCCCUAAUAGGCACCCAAUGCCCAGGCCAGGGUGGGCUGCAGCCCUCAGCCCACGCCUGGAUUUCCCGAGGCUCCUGGACUGCAGGCUCCCUCUGCUGUGGGAUUCUGGAGGGUGGGGGGCAUCUUGGCCCGCAGUGAGUGGGGCUGAUGGGAACUCUGGCCACAGAGGUCAGGCCUCCUGAAAACAGCACUGCCUUCCAUGCUGCUCCAGCUUGCUCCAUUCUGUCUCUGACAACUCACGUGAUUCAUCUGCUGCUGCUGGGAGUGAAACCGGGUCAGCUGUAACCUCUUCCUAUUCAUCUGGAAGGAGGGAGGCUUGGGUGCAGGGCAGGGGAACUGCAGAGAAAUAAAUGAGAUAGUCGUUA
Molecule: messenger RNA, 3524 nt
Organism: Callithrix jacchus (white-tufted-ear marmoset)
Lineage: Eukaryota; Metazoa; Chordata; Mammalia; Primates; Cebidae
Gene: CALML3
Product: calmodulin like 3
Cellular component (GO): myosin II complex
Molecular function (GO): calcium ion binding
Source: RefSeq, a predicted model, not a curated record